CAGACCCGUUUCUUGCGAAUCCUCUUGAUUGGCCCGUACAUCCCACUUCAAUAUAUCACAUCCCGCCAAAAAUUGCCAGCGGUUUGGGGAUCAACUGCGACGCCUGGCCGCUACCCCUCAGCCGUCCACCCACCCAGCAGACCGCAUCGAUCCUAUCCAGCGUCCAGCCUCGCGCUCGUCGACGACGACACGAAACGCAAUCAUGGCGCGCGUAUAUGCCGACGUCAACCAGAAUAUGCCCAGAAGCUAUUGGGACUACGACAGCGUCAACAUCAGUUGGGGUGUUCUGGAAAACUACGAAGUCGUGCGCAAGAUCGGCCGCGGCAAAUACUCUGAAGUGUUCGAGGGCAUUAACAUCGUCAACUACCAGAAAUGCGUCAUCAAGGUCCUCAAGCCCGUCAAGAAGAAGAAGAUCAAGCGAGAGAUCAAGAUUCUGCAAAACCUGUCGGGUGGUCCCAACAUUGUUGCCCUGCUCGACGUCGUGAGGGACAGUCAGAGCAAAACCCCCUCUCUGAUCUUUGAGCAUGUCAACAACACGGACUUCAGGAGCCUGUACCCCAAGUUCAACGACAUCGACGUCCGAUACUACAUCUUCGAACUUCUCAAGGCACUCGACUAUUGUCACAGCAAGGGCAUCAUGCACAGAGACGUCAAACCUCACAACGUUAUGAUCGAUCAUGAGAACAGAAAGUUACGUCUCAUCGACUGGGGCCUAGCCGAGUUCUAUCACCCCGGCACAGAGUAUAACGUGCGCGUCGCUUCCCGAUACUUCAAGGGACCAGAGCUGUUGGUGGAUUUCCAGGAAUAUGAUUACAGUUUGGAUAUGUGGAGCUUGGGCGCCAUGUUCGCGUCCAUGAUCUUUAGGAAGGAACCCUUCUUCCACGGCAACAGCAAUUCUGACCAACUUGUCAAGAUUGCCAAGGUUCUUGGUACCGAUGAUCUGUUCGAUUACCUUGACAAGUACGAGAUCGAGCUCGACCCACAGUAUGAUGACAUUUUGGGGAGAUUCCAGAAGAAGCCGUGGCACAGCUUCGUCAACUCUGAGAACCAGCGUUUCGUCAGCAAUGAAGCUAUUGACUUCUUGGACAAACUCCUCAGAUACGACCACCAGGAACGUUUGACGGCUAAAGAAGCUAUGGGACAUCCCUAUUUCGCUCCGAUUCGAGACGAGGCGACGCUGACCAACUAUCUCGGCGGCGCCACCGUGAGCUCCGAGUCGUGAGGAUAAGGAUCGCUGCUAGUCACUUCUUAUUCAUUCUUGAGAUACCCCUGGCUCAUAUAGCACAAUGCGGCAUCUCUACGAUGUUGGAUCAGGACUCAGCUCUGGCAACGGUUUCGCCUCCAAGCCCCCAGGCCUCUUCUCGCGCCAACACAAAAACCACCCUCACCUAAAUAGACUUAUACUGGCAUCCCAUUCCUGUUCGGCCACAGCAGGAAACCAACAUCCUGCAAUGAGAGACAUGCUAUACCAACCGACGGUUUCUUCAGACUUUACUAGUCCAGACCAAUGUCCUGAAUUAACGGUGGUGAGCCUCGAAUGGAUUCGAUUAGCGAUUGAGGAUUAUGCGACAUAGGAGUUUGAAGACUUCUGGACGUCAAAACUUAUGGUAUGCGAGUGAUGGCGGAUGGAUGGUUUCUCGAACUCGAUCCGGCGUUUCGAGAGUUAUGCCUUGACUGAUGACGCGUAUGUGUUUAUGGAGCAUUGCAUAA
Messenger RNA from Pseudomassariella vexata, 1710 nucleotides. Its product is annotated as casein kinase II alpha subunit CKA. The coding region runs from base 203 to 1222 and encodes 339 amino acids. Gene Ontology annotation, molecular function: protein serine/threonine kinase activity; ATP binding. The record is from RefSeq and is a predicted model, not a curated record. Gene Ontology annotation, cellular component: protein kinase CK2 complex; cytosol; nucleus. Gene Ontology annotation, biological process: DNA damage response; regulation of transcription by RNA polymerase III; regulation of transcription by RNA polymerase I. The transcript has 6 exons. Lineage: Eukaryota; Fungi; Ascomycota; Sordariomycetes; Amphisphaeriales; Pseudomassariaceae.